This is a messenger RNA of Cydia fagiglandana, 1531 nucleotides long. It is a transcript of the gene FMRFaR, whose product is annotated as FMRFamide receptor. The record is from RefSeq and is a predicted model, not a curated record. The coding region runs from base 1 to 1416 and encodes 471 amino acids. Gene Ontology annotation, cellular component: membrane. Gene Ontology annotation, molecular function: G protein-coupled receptor activity. Lineage: Eukaryota; Metazoa; Arthropoda; Insecta; Lepidoptera; Tortricidae. Gene Ontology annotation, biological process: G protein-coupled receptor signaling pathway. The transcript is spliced from 6 exons.
AUGGAAUGUUACCAUUUUUCAUUGGGCCAAUAUCAUAAACACAGCGGUCUUGUAGCGCGGCGGCACGGCAGCGGGAGCGGGCGCGGCAGCGGGAGCGGGCGCGGCGCGGCGGGGGGAGCGGGCGCGUGCCAUGCCGCGAUGAGCGGCGACGGCCGCAACGGCACCAACGGCACGCUCGAGUGCGACUCGGACGCCGACGUGUCCGAGUCCGACAAGCUGUUCCGGUUCGUCGUGCACGGCGUGCUGCUCAACGUGGUGGGGUGCGGGGGGCUGCUGGGCAAUGCGCUCUGCGUUGCCGUGCUCAGCCGGCCGCAGAUGCGGUCAUCGAUAAACUGCCUGCUGGCCGGGCUGGCGGCGGCCGACGCGGCGCUGCUGGUGGCCAGCGUGCUGCUGUUCGGACUGUCGGCCGUGUACCCGUACACGGGCCGCCUGCGCUACUACUACUACCACAUCUGCCCGCGCCUGGCGCCGCUGGCGUACCCGCUGGCGCUGGUGGCGCAGACCAUGUCGGUCUACCUCACGCUGGUGGUGACGGCGGAGCGCUGGGUGGCGGUGUGCCGGCCGCUGCGCGCGCGCGCGCUCUGCACGCCGCGUCGCGCCCGCUUCGCUGUCGUCGGUGUCGCUAUAUUCGCGUUUGCGUAUAACGCGCCCAAGUUUCUUGAGGUGGAAGUGGUCCGUAUCCCGGCGCUGGGCGCGGGCGCGGGCGCAGACGAGGAGGAGGACGCCAUCUACUGCGUGGCCGCGGCCGAGUUCCGCAGCGAGCUCUACGUGGCGGUGUACGUGCACUGGCUGUACCUGCUCGUCAUGUACGCCGUGCCCUUCACCGCGCUCGCCGUGCUCAACGCGGCCAUCGUGCGCCAGGUGCGUCGCGCGCAAGCGGAGCGAGCGCGGCUGUCCCGCUCGCAGCGGCGCGAGCUGUCGCUCGCCACCAUGCUGCUGGUCGUCGUGCUGGUCUUCUUCCUCUGCAACCUGCUGCCGCUCGUCACCAACUCUUUCGAGGUGUUCCUGGGCUCGGAGCUGGAGCGGCUGGACGCGCUGGUGAAGACCUCGAACCUGCUGGUGACCAUCAACUCCUCGGCCAACUUCCUCAUCUACGUACUGUUCGGCGACAAGUUCAAGCGCGUCUUCCUCGCCACGUUCUGUCGGCCAGCGCUGGCCUGGCUGCCGUGCAUCCGCCGGCGCGAGGAGUCGCCCGAGCACACUAGAGACGAUUCCUGCGCGUCGGGUCCCGAGAGGCUGAGUCUCCGGGUGUCUCUGGCCAGGGACACGACCCUGCGCCGGUCCGUGCCGCGCCGGCAGCGCCCGAGGCGCCUGGAGCCGGCCCCCACCGUCUACUACCCGGCCACGCCCUCCUCCUCGAUAACGACCCUCCCCAACGACCUGCCGCAUAACGGUCACGCGCGCGACCACUUCUAGACUGUGCUCAAGUGUUAGAGACGGCGCUUUGACGCUGGGACUCUUUAGUAAUGUUAUCUGUGAUUCGCUGUACGCGUUUUAGAACGAGAGUGUCUCGGUAAAAUAAAAGUUCAUC